Didymodactylos carnosus is the source of this 993-nucleotide messenger RNA. The record is from the annotation of a GenBank genome assembly. NCBI's taxonomy places the organism in Eukaryota, Metazoa, Rotifera, Eurotatoria, Philodinida, Philodinidae.
AAUUGUGGAGCUUUUUCUGAAAAAGAACGGAUUUUAACGUUUUCGACCUCAUCUCAGUAUUUCGCGGUUUUCUCCAUCAAGAUUCAAUUUUUUCGAGCUCGGAAAGUGAUAUUCGUGAUCAGCAUGACCUGGUGAAUCAGAAUAUGUAUAAUAAAGUCAAAAAUAAAUUUCACUGUCAGUUUGCUUUCCGUGCACCUUAUAAUUCUCUUUUAAAACUUUCUUUAUUCUCCAUUUCUAAAUUAAAUAAUACUUUUAUUAAAUAUAGGUUAUGCGAGGUGAUUUAUGAAAGCGACACUAGUUUUUUCGAAAAAAUGGCGUUACUUUUAUUCUGUGAGCUAACCACUUACAUAUAGUAAGAGAUGGCGGUUCAAGAUUCUAAUUUUUUAUAUCGUAUAGUUAGUUUUCUUACUGUUAUCUCAGUUAAAGGUGUUUGUUCAUCCUGAACCACAUCAUCACAUGCUAACUUAUUGUCAUCAGAUAGAUCUAAAUCACCAGAGCUCAUUCGAUCCUGUUCUUUUUUUCUUUGAAUAAGACGUCUUUGUAUUUGAACGUCCGAUUCCACCUAAAUAUUUACAUAAAAUGUAUAGGUAUAAUUUUGUUUGAGAAAACUUUUUGUGAAACUUCGUACUUUAGAGGACUUUAUUUUAUUCAAUUCAUUUGGUUCUUCUGUUGUUUCAGGGGUUUGCUGAAACGAGAACGCAUUAUGAAUUCGAACAAAAACUACUUAAAUACAAUAUUCACUUAUUAGUGACGUGGAAAGCUGAUAUUGAUCAUUCAACGUUUUGUAUUGGCUAUAAACGUUGGGAUAGGAAUCGUAGAUCGGGUUUUAAGAAUCUUCAGCUGGUUGAUCUUCCUCAAACAGCAUAUGGAGUUGAUUGGGUCAAAGUCAACAACAUCGCACGUCUAACCUCUAAAAAUAAAGCUUAUUUUUACGUAAAUACACCUGAACGUGAACAACAGAUUAUUCAUGCUAUAUGUCCAAAUGCCAAAUAA